This is a messenger RNA of Stylonychia lemnae, 2403 nucleotides long. The record is from the annotation of a GenBank genome assembly. NCBI's taxonomy places the organism in Eukaryota, Ciliophora, Spirotrichea, Sporadotrichida, Oxytrichidae.
AUGGAAGGUUAUCUCUAUAAAAAAGAUGGUUUCUUCUCUGGGUGGGUUUAGUAUUACUUUAUUCUGCAUGAAGAUACAUUGAUAUAUCUGGAUAAAUAAGGAGGUAAGCCUCAAGGCUCGAUUCACAUGAAGAUCUCCAAGAUCUCAGGAGAUCAAAAAGAUCGUUUGUUGAUAUUGAUUUUUAAUGGAACUAAUGAGAUUUACUUAAGGGCCAAUUCGAUAAAAGAGAAAGUUGAGUGGACUAAUGCUCUUGUCAAUUGUUAGAAAUAGUGUCUAGAGGGAAGAUAUGAUCAGUUCAAAUAAAAGAAAUCUUCAAAUAAAGGAAGCAAAUAAGCUAGUCCAUUUAAAGACGCAGAUCAUGAUAGCUAAUCAGAGUCAAACGGCGAUAAUAAUACAAGAGCAAGUAAGGCAAAUGGUUUUGGUACAAACUGGUAUGAACAGCUAAAUCUUUAAUUCUGCUCUAAAAUGUUUAAAGCAGAUGGCCCUUUCUUUAUGAGACUAGGUUAGAUUUGGGAGCUUGAAGCUUAGGUUGAAGAGAUUGUUAGUUUAAUUAUACCUGAGGCCAAUAGAACAAAGAAUCCAUUAAUCCGAGAUUAUGCCUUAAAAAUUUCGCAAGCAAGUGAAUUAAUCAAGGAAAAAAUGACUGAGUGUGUCUAGGAGAUGGAGGAGACAAGAAAAGAAAUGUUUAAAGUAGCUAAGACAAUAGUGAAAAUGAAGGAUGAAUUCCUGACUGGAAAAGUAAGCUUAGGUGGAAUUCACUAAAACAAUCAAAGGAAAGGUUCAAGUAAUUCAAACUAGUCAUCCCCAACCAAAACUUAUGCCAAUCAUUACAAUGUAUCUGCGAACUCUCCAAUUAAAUUGAUUAACGAAUAGUUGAAUAGUAAUAGUAACUAAAAUCAACUCUACGAAAAUUAUUAGAAUGGAAGAAAUGAUAAUCAUUACUAUUAAGGUAGUCAUUUUUAAGAUGAUAGAAAUGGCUAUACUACAUAAGGUGGAGGUAUUAAUGGGACUAUGAGUUUAAUUUAAACCUAAAAAGUUGCAGGAUCUCUUCUGACACAUGAAAAUUACUAGAAUAAUCAUGUAUUUGGUAGUGCAAAUAAAGCACAGAGAACAAGUUAGCUCAAUCAACUAUUUGAGGAAGAAAAGAAUUAGCAUCAAAUGAUCUAAUAGUAGAAUACAAAUUUUGCGGUCCCCCGUAAUCUUAUGAAUAGUCUUGAGAAAGGAUUAGUGAUGGGUUAUGGAGGUAUUCCCAUUUCUUAUACAAUGAAAACGAGAGAUAAACUACCAGCCUUAACUCCUGAGAAUCAAAGUUUCAGUAUUUGGGCUAUAUUAAAAUCUGCAAUAGGAAAAGAUCUGGGCAAAGUAACAAUGCCUAUCUGGCUUAACGAGCCAAUAUCAAUGCUUUAGAAAAUCUCUGAGUUAAUGCAUUACCAUGAGAUAAUGGAUAAAGCUAUGACAUUUUAGGAUGAUUGCAAAAAGUUAGGGUAUAUUUCAAUGUUCUUGAUGACCCAAUAUUCUGAUGUCUAUAAAAGAACUAGAAAGCCUUUUAAUCCUAUUCUAGGAGAGACUUAUGAGCUUAUCUAGCCUAAUUAUAGAUUUUUUUGUGAAUAAGUAUCUCAUCACCCUCCCAUAUCAGCAUUUUAUGCUGAAGGAAAAGGCUAUUAUACAUACGGAAACACAAAUGUAAAAAAUUCCUUUAAAGCUACAUCUCUUGAGUUUAAGGCUAUUGGUCUGUAACAUAUGAUUCUCACAGAGGGUAAUGAACAUAUUAUAAUAAAAAGGCCAGAUAAUUCUGCUAACAAUCUUGUGGUUGGAACUUUAUAUGUAGAUGUUCAUGGUAAAUUAGAAGUCAUAAAUAUUACCAAGAAUAUUAAAUGUAUCUUAACUAUUCAUAGAAGAGGAUGGAGAAGUACAAAUGAUUACAAGGUUGAAGGGUUCGUUACAGAUCAAUUUGGCAAGAACAGAUUUUAAGUAGAUGGGCUCUGGAAUGAAAAAUAUAGCAUAACAGAUCUAUAAACCAAUUAGGUUGAAGAAGUUUUCUAGGCUGAACCAAAGCCACCUCUUAGUGAUAGAUAAUAUGGAUUUGGAUAUUACACUAUUAACCUAAACAAUAUUGAUGAUCAUAUGAAGAAAACAUUACCUCCUACUGACACAAGAAGGAGACCAGAUUAAAGAUUCAUGGAGGAGGGUAAUUAUGAUAUGGCUGCAGAAGAAAAACACAGACUUGAGGAGAAAUAGAGAGUAGUCAGAAAGCGAAGAGAAGAUAAAUAAAUUUUACAUAAGCCAGCUUACUUUAAGGAAGUUGAUGAUGAGCAUUGUGGAGAAAAAGCUUAUGUUUAUUUGGGCAAUUACUGGGAAAAAAGAAAGAAAAUGGAUUAUGUGGAUUGUCCAGACCUUUUUUGA